This is a messenger RNA of Chelmon rostratus (copperband butterflyfish), 1014 nucleotides long. Its product is annotated as carcinoembryonic antigen-related cell adhesion molecule 6-like. The record is from RefSeq and is a predicted model, not a curated record. Bases 1 to 1014 code for a protein of 337 amino acids. The transcript has 6 exons. Lineage: Eukaryota; Metazoa; Chordata; Actinopteri; Chaetodontiformes; Chaetodontidae.
AUGAGCAGAGAGGACUGUGAUUUCAGAGAGGACUGUCACAUAAGUCAUUAUUCACACAAGAUGCUCAGGACUGCUGCUUGUUUGGUGCUUGUUUUCUCAGGUAUGUGUGAGGGGAUCUUACCUCCUGGACCCCUUAGCGGAGCUGUGGCAGGCACGGUGAAGUUCACCACCACCCUCAGACCUCCAGAGAAGCCAUUUAUGUCAGUCAGCUGGAGCUUCAAAGGGGUGAACAUCAUCACCUCCAGCAGCAUCAACAUCACAGACCCAGGACAUACCAAUAGGAUCUCAUUAGACAGAGCCACGGGGUCCCUGGAGCUCAGGAACCUGGUGCCAGAGGACAGCGGGGAGUACACUGUCACCAUUGUACCAGACGGAGAGCCGCAGAAACAGGGGAAGACCUUUCUGAAUGUGUAUGAGCUGGUGACCGAAGCCGUCAUCCGCAGCCCCGAAGCCGUCUUGAUCGAAGAUAAAAGCUCCACCAACCUCAGCUGCGAGGCCUCCGGCUCCAUCAGCACCAGAGUGUGGAUGAAGGAUGGUCGGCCUCUCCGCCCGAGCGCCAGGGUCAGCUUCUCCGUGGGCAACAGGACCGUGUUCAUAGAGCCUGUUCACAGCUCCAGCCAAGGCACCUACCAGUGCCGAGUCAGCAACCCAGUCAGCACCAUGACUGCGACCCAUAAUCUCAUAGUCAACUUUGGACCACAUAACAUAUCAAUCACUGGACCGUCAGCAGCAGCACCUGGCCGUAGAGUGACGCUGCAGUGCACAGCAGACUCCGUCCCACCGGCAAACUUCAGCUGGAUGUUCAACGGCAAUGAGACACGUGUUAAUGACUCCAUGUAUAUUAUAGAGCGGUUGGAGGCAGAAAGCAUUGGGAAUUACACCUGCACUGCCAGAAAUAUGGUGACCAUGUUGGAAAACUCUACAGUUCUAAAUCUGAGAGCAUCCUGCAAUGCUCCCUGCUGGUCGUUUAUAGCGCUGCUGAUCAGUGCGCUGACUCUGAGAGGGUUGAUUUAA